This is a messenger RNA of Saxophila tyrrhenica, 1524 nucleotides long. RefSeq lists its product as uncharacterized. The record is from RefSeq and is a predicted model, not a curated record. Gene Ontology annotation, molecular function: transmembrane transporter activity. Gene Ontology annotation, biological process: transmembrane transport. Bases 1 to 1524 code for a protein of 507 amino acids. Lineage: Eukaryota; Fungi; Ascomycota; Dothideomycetes; Mycosphaerellales; Extremaceae. Gene Ontology annotation, cellular component: membrane. The transcript has 9 exons.
AUGGCCGACAAACCCGAGAUUCAAUCCCAAGACGCCGUCGAAGACGUCGUAACCGAAGCACGCCAGCAAAAAGAAAUCGACACCGUCCACCAAGAUGAAGCGAUGAAAGUGCUCGCCUCCUACGACGGCGACCUCCACUGGACCCCCGCCGAAGAAAAAGCCCUCGUCCGCCGCAUCGACUUCCGCCUCAUGCCCAUCCUGAUCGCGACCUACGGCCUGCAGUACUACGACAAAGCCAUGCUGGCCCAAGCGGCCAUCUUCGGGCUGAUCGAGGACUUGGACUUGGACGUGGGGACGAGGUAUAGUUUCUCUGCGUCGAUCUUUUAUCUGGGGUUUAUAUGUGGAGCGACGCCGGCUAUUCUCAUGGCGCAGCGGUGGCCGAUUGAGAGGGUGGCGACGGGCAUUGUGUUUGUGUGGGGGGUGGUUAUGAUGGCGACGGCGGGGUGUAAGAGUUACUCUGGGUUCUUUGCGCAGAGGUUCUUCUUGGGUAUGAUCGAGGCGGGCGUGUCGCCAAUGUUCAUGCUGGUGGUGUCGGGCUUCUAUCGGAAGCAUGAACAGGCGCUUCGCAUGGGUCUAUGGUACUGUGCGACAGGCUACGUCUCUAUCAUCUCGCCGCUCAUCAACUACGGAUUGGGCCAUAUCAACGGCGGCUCACUGAACUCCUGGCAAUACAUGUACCUGGUAGCAGGUGCUCUAACCGUCAUCUGGAGCUUCGUCAUCUUCUUCUUCAUGCCGCCGGACCCGAUCCGAGUGAAGGGUUUCACAGAACGACAGCGAUACAUUGCAGUUGCGCGACUUCGAUCAAACAAUGCUGGAGUGCGGAACACGCAUUUCAAAGCCCGCCAGGCGCUGGAGGUCUUUAUGGAUCCGAAAUGCUGGCUGGUGUUCGCCAUGGCUUUCCUGACGAUGAUCGCGAACGGACCCGUCUCAACGUUCAUCCCCAUCAUCAUCCAAAGCUUCGGCUUCAACCAGCUCAACUCCCUCCUCCUCGUAAUGCCCUCCGGCUUGAUUAUCGGCACGAUCGAAUGGGUGGCUCCCUACGUCUGCUACCGAUGGGCUAACAAGCGGACCUGGGUCAUCGUCGUGUGCCAGAUGGGCACUGUUCUCGCCGCUCUUCUGCUCUGGCAGCUGCCCCGCAACGCCACCGGCGGUCUGCUGUACGGAGCGUUUACGCUGGCGUGCUUUGGCGGCAGCUAUGCGGUCUUGAUGGGGCUGCAGACGGCGAAUAUCGCUGGGUAUACUAAGAAGAGCGUUGCUGCGAGCUUCAUCUUCCUUGGGUAUUGUCUGGGAAACUUUGUCGGGCCGCUCCUGUUCAAAGCAGAAGACUCUCCAGUCUACGCUCCCGGUUUCAUGGCCGUCGUCAUCACCUCGCUGCUGGUCGCGGUUCUCUCUGUCGUAUACCGGUAUCUUGCGAUCUGGGACAAUCGAAGGAGAGACAAGACAGGGACUUUGGAGGACUUUGACAAUGCUUACGACGACGAUCUAACGGAUACCAAGAACCCGCAGUUCCGAUAUCAGCUUUAG